Molecule: messenger RNA, 1294 nt
Organism: Ornithodoros turicata
Lineage: Eukaryota; Metazoa; Arthropoda; Arachnida; Ixodida; Argasidae
Exons: 6
Coding region: 9-593 (194 amino acids)
Source: RefSeq, a predicted model, not a curated record
UAGACGACAUGUGUACUUUAUCAUCCUUGCUUCUGCAUAUACGAAAUACAUCGGUGCUCGAGAGUCGACCCACGAGUAGCGCAGUUCCUCUAGACUACAACAACAAGCCAGUCAAAGAAGCGUGCGUUGGAACUGAGGCUUUGGUCUCCGCUCUUUCCAAACUGACAUGUCUGCAACAGAAAAGCAAGCAGACGUCCUCUGCACGACUGCCGAAUGUCAGGGGAUUGGGUGCUCGAGCUCCCACCCCAAGAGCGAGGAGCACCACUCCAGAACUCUUCUCGUUCCAGAGAAAACUUGAGGAGUCUCUCCACAAGAAAGCAGAGUUCAUUGCCCACGAGAGACAGCGAUCUCAAGAGCACCCAAAACCGUUCAGUGCUCAACCACCACCGAGCGCAAAACAGAGAUUUUCUCUCAAGAAGACAACAACGCCUGUGACAAAAGUGGAGCCAUUCAACCUAUUGUCAGAAGCCCGCCACCAUCAUCGCGUGUUGUCUGAAAAUGAAAAGCAAAGGAAGCCACGGGAAUACGAAGAAGAAUACAAGCAGUUAAGAGCACUGACAUGCAAGUCCAACCUCCCUCUCAGCCGAAGCUAGCAGGAACGCAUACAAUGCGUUCGAUUUAAUCAUCAUCAUCUGGUAUUUCCUCGGCAACAUCCAGUUGGCUUCCCAUUCGUGGUGGUGGCACUGGAAUCCUUUUCUUCUGGAGCGCUUCUGCGUCUUCUUUCGUUUCUGCGCAAAGAAAAUAUGAGCAAACGCUAGUUUCAACUCCGUGAACUUUCACCAUAGUAGAAUAAAAACUUGGUAGUGCCCGUCCUCGUCUGGAUUCUUUUGUGAGGUCCAUUUUACAGAGUACGGCCGUGUCUUGUCAAAAUCGCGCAAGUGUUCCAGAUAGAAGUUUUUGAUAUCUCGAACGCGGACAACGUGACGCUUUCGGCCACUUAUAAAGCGGACGUACGCGUACCACGGGGGCACUGCGGUGCUAGGUGACAUAGACAUUGUUCACUGAACAAAUCGUUGAAAAGGGGGUGUCGAAGGCAACGCAAAAAUAACCUGACUGCGAAGAUCAUGGUCACAGCAAGCCUCCGAACGUCUUCUGCGUCGCCGCUGCUUCAUACAGGACUAUCUUAUCUGGCCUCUAGAACGCCCUGUUUGCUGGGCGAAGGAAUAUAGCCCCCAACCCUUUGAGUGAUAAAGCAUGGGAGUUGUUUCGUCUUGGUCAUAUAGAUAGAGACAUAAAGCCUCCUGGCUUUGAGGAAAAGAGUGAAAACCGAGAUGAAAACAGUGCAUAUUUUCUA